Molecule: messenger RNA, 142 nt
Organism: Racocetra persica
Lineage: Eukaryota; Fungi; Glomeromycota; Glomeromycetes; Diversisporales; Gigasporaceae
Source: the annotation of a GenBank genome assembly
AUGUCUCGAAUGGCCAAAGACUUUCUUGCGAUCCAGGCCACUUCAGUACCUUCUGAACAAAUAUUUUCGAAGGCAGGUGAUACUGUUUGGGCCAGACGUGCACGUUUUUCUAAAAAAAUCGUACAAGCUCUUAUGUGUACUG